AUGCCUUCGCCGAAAGAGAUCACAGCCGAGACUGUGAAAGAGCUCCUCCAAGAUGACAACAAGGUCAAGCUCGCUGGAGUCGACGCCGACGGUCAACUUCGUGGCAAGCUGAUGUCAAAGAAAAAGUUCCUGUCAAUCGUCGAGUCCGGUUUUGGUUUCUGCUCCGUCAUCUUCGGAUGGGACAUGCACGACCAGACAUACUACCAAGAGCUCAAGAUAAGCAACGCGGCGAAUGGAUAUAGAGACUUGAUCGCGAUCCCAGACCUCAACAGCUUCAGGCGCAUUCCCUGGGAGGACAAUGUUCCUUUCUUUCUUGUCAGCUUCUACGAUCCCGAUACCAAGGCGCCCGUCUCGGCAUGUCCACGAGGUCUGUUAAAAACGCAGCUCGAUAAGUUCAAGAAGCAGGGUCUUGAUGCUAUGGCCGGUGCCGAGUACGAGUUCUACCAAUUCAAGACGCCAUCCUCAGAGACAGAGGCUGCGGCUGGCACGAAGCCCUCGACCGCCGCGUAUUUGCGCGAUAAUCCAACACAUACACUACCCGCUCUCACAGAAGGCAUGUUCGGUUACAGUAUCACCAGACCUGUGCAUAACAAGGAUUACUUCUACGAGAUAUAUGACUCGUGCGCCAAGUUCGACUGCGACAUCGAGGGAUGGCACACGGAAAGCGGGCCUGGUGUCUUUGAGGCGGCAUUGGAGUUCGGCCAGAUCAGUGGCAUGGCAGACCGCGCGAGUUUGUUCAAGUACGCUGUCAAAUCCAUUGGUACCAAAUACGGCAUUACUCCCUGCUUCAUGGCCAAGCCGAAGCAAGGUCUGCCCGGUAACAGUGGGCAUAUGCACUGCUCCAUUGUUGAUAAGGAGGGUAAGAACUUGUUCGCUCGGGAAUCAAAGGAUGAGAAUGCGGCAUGGCCAGACAUCGCUGGUUUGAGCGACUUGGGCAGACAUUUCCUGGCAGGUCUCAUUGAGGGCCUGCCUUACAUCAUGCCUCUUCUGGCACCCACAAUCAACAGCUACAAGAGACUUGUCGAGAACUUUUGGGCUCCUGUGACUGUCUCGUGGGGUUUAGAACACAGAGCCGCGUCCAUUCGACUGAUCGCACCGCCAACCUCAAAGCCUGGUGCGACAAGAUUCGAGGUCCGUGUCCCUGGCGCGGAUGCAAAUCCUCAUUACGUGAUGGCUGCUAUCUUGGCACUGGGUGCUAGAGGUGUAGAGAAGAAACUGGAGAUCAAGGUACCACCUUUGGGUAAGGGCGAGGACGUUGGCGGCAGCAGCGAUCAAGGAGAGAGGCUGGCAAAAAACCUUAAGGAGGCAACUGAUAAGUUCAUGGAGGAGGGCAGUAUUGCGCGAGAAGUAUUCGGCGACGAGUUUGUUGAGCACUUCGGAGGCACUAGACGCCACGAGAUCAGGCUGUGGGAUGAGGCUGUGACUGACUGGGAAAUGAAGCGAUAUAUCGAGACUGUCUAA
This is a messenger RNA of Truncatella angustata, 1461 nucleotides long. RefSeq lists its product as uncharacterized. The transcript is spliced from 2 exons. Gene Ontology annotation, molecular function: glutamine synthetase activity. Lineage: Eukaryota; Fungi; Ascomycota; Sordariomycetes; Amphisphaeriales; Sporocadaceae. The record is from RefSeq and is a predicted model, not a curated record. Bases 1 to 1461 code for a protein of 486 amino acids.